CCAGUCACCCCCCUCUUGAAAGUACAUAUUUGACAGGGCACAGCGAGGCAGAGCCCGCACUCCAGCUCAGCGUUCAGUUAGGCACAGACGCCCUAGCCCCACUCCCAGUCUCUGCUUGGGUUUUCUUUUGGACGUUUUGUCGGUUCCACCGAACAGCAAUAAGCAACCAUGGAGGCCAUUAAGAAGAAGAUGCAGAUGCUCAAGCUCGACAAGGAGAAUGCCUUGGACAGAGCUGAGCAGUCUGAGUCAGACAAGAAAGCAGCAGAAGACAGAACCAAACAGUUAGACGACGAAUUAAGAGAGUUGGAAAAGAAAUUGCGUGUUACUGAAGACGAAAGAGAUAAAGUGUUUGAGGAGUUCCAAACUGCUGAAGAAAAGCUGCUGGCCGCUGAGGAGGUCGCCACCAAGGCUGAGGGAGAUGUCGCUUCCCUUAACAGACGUAUCCAGCUGGUUGAGGAGGAGUUGGAUCGUGCUCAGGAGCGUCUGGCCACUGCCCUGACCAAGCUGGAGGAGGCUGAGAAGGCUGCUGAUGAGAGUGAGAGAGGCAUGAAGGUCAUAGAGAACAGGAACAUGAAGGACGAGGAGAAGAUGGAGAUGCAAGACGUCCAGCUGAAGGAGGCCAAGAACAUCGCUGAGGAGGCUGACCGCAAAUAUGAGGAGGUGGCUCGUAAGCUGGUCGUCAUUGAGAGUGACCUGGAGCGUACAGAGGAGCGCGCUGAGCUGUCAGAAAGCAAAUGCUCUGAGCUUGAGGAGGAGUCGAAAACCGUGACCAACAACCUGAAGUCACUGGAGGCCCAGGCUGAGAAGUACACACAGAAGGAGGACAAAUAUGAGGAGGAGAUCAAGGUCCUCACUGACAAGCUGAAGGAGGCUGAGACUCGUGCUGAGUUCGCUGAGAGAUCAGUAGCUAAGCUUGAGAAGACCAUUGACGACUUGGAAGAUGAGUUGUAUGCCCAGAAACAGAAGUUUAAGUCCAUCAGCGAGGAGCUGGACCACGCCCUCAACGACAUGACUUCCAUGUAAUUUUCAACUUACUGUGCCUGCUUGUUCUGCCGUCACCGUCCUGUCCCCGUGCAGCUUUCCUCCUUGUACACCAACGGCCUCACCUCCUCCCCUCCUGUAUUUUCUUGAACCUGUCAUGACUACUAUGUCCAACACUUGUAUCUGUCUCUACACUUGUACACUUGUCCUACACAAAUUGGUUAUGCUUCUAUGUUUUUUGAUCGUCUUUAAAAAAUGUAAUACUAAAACAUUAAACAGACAUUGUUUUAUUUUAUGUCUGUGUAAUUGUUGCCCACUUGUAAUAAACCACUCUCUUCAUUGGUGUAGUUGUAAUGAUACUGUAUACAACAUUUGUAUCAGUAUCAUUGGUAUAAACUUGUGCAUGAACAAAAACAGCAUGUAUCUGCUUAAAUGUUUUGGCUGCAUUAAUUGUGUUGUAUUACUUUUUAUGUGAGAAGUAAUCAUUGUUAGUUUGUAUGCAUUUUUUAGAUUCCCUUAUUUAAAAAUAUUAAUGGCAAUUUCCAUGAUAUUUUGUGAUCAUAAGCAAAGCAUACAAGAUCUCUUUUGAAAUGUGGACUGUAUGAAGAAAGCAUUUUAUUGAAUCAGAUUCACUCACUGUAACUUCGAGUGUUUCCUUUUUCUCCAAAUGUGUUUCACUUUGUCUUCUACUAAUAUGGUCUCUGUCUGUUCAGAAGAAAGGCCCGCUGUAUGUUUGUGAGGUCCGCUUUUAUUCUGUCACUACACCGGUUGAACUGUCAUAAUGUAAGAUCACUGUCUUUGAGCUGCCAGUUUUGCUAAAUUAAUUUUGUCCUUCGAAUUCUGUUGGAGAGUUUCUGUUCAAGUUGUCAGCGUGUCCUCUCUCACAAUGUGUUUCAAUCGUGCAUUGUUGUUUUUGUUGUUUUGUGAUUGCAAUGACUCCUGUGGUUCUGGUGUAUUGUAGUGCACAUCUCCAAUUUCUUUGGGUCCUGCACCGCCUCCCCUAGUUUAUUGUACCCUCUUCUUUCCCACACAGAUAAACUGUUUACACCUCAUCAAAGACGCUCCCUGCCGGCUGAGUGGCGUCUUUCAUCUCUCUCCAGCCUUCUCUCCAUUUUCCCUUCCCUCUCUGUCUGUGCUUUCCUUUCCUCAUCUUUUCAUCCUCACGUCAAAGUUAAUUGCAUCCCAUCUCUUAUACAGAAUCCCAGAAACUUUCUGCGUUGUGUAAAAAAUAAACGUCACUUCCUUCUAUGUAAGCUGUAUCUCUUUACUCUGUCCUUUUUUUCUUUUUCAUUUCUAUUUAUUUUCAUAGGGCUCUAAUAAAACCAGGAAACCUUGA
Molecule: messenger RNA, 2317 nt
Organism: Thunnus maccoyii (southern bluefin tuna)
Lineage: Eukaryota; Metazoa; Chordata; Actinopteri; Scombriformes; Scombridae
Product: tropomyosin alpha-1 chain-like
Exons: 9
Coding region: 169-1023 (284 amino acids)
Biological process (GO): actin filament organization; cardiac muscle contraction
Cellular component (GO): actin filament
Molecular function (GO): actin filament binding
Source: RefSeq, a predicted model, not a curated record